This is a messenger RNA of Candidozyma auris, 1608 nucleotides long. RefSeq names its product iron-sulfur cluster assembly protein NAR1 (gene NAR1). The record is from RefSeq and is a predicted model, not a curated record. Gene Ontology annotation, biological process: iron-sulfur cluster assembly. The transcript has a single exon. Lineage: Eukaryota; Fungi; Ascomycota; Pichiomycetes; Serinales; Metschnikowiaceae. Gene Ontology annotation, cellular component: cytosolic [4Fe-4S] assembly targeting complex. The coding region runs from base 1 to 1608 and encodes 535 amino acids. Gene Ontology annotation, molecular function: 4 iron, 4 sulfur cluster binding.
AUGAGUGCCAUACUCUCUGCUGACGAUCUAAAUGAUUUCAUAUCGCCAGGAGUCGCAUGCGUCAAACCAGUGGAGCUGGCAAAGAACGAUCAGGAAGCGGGAGAGGUCGAAAUCCAGAUAGAUGAGAACGGGAACCCACUAGAGAUCUCCAAGAUCGACGGAAAAGUCGCUGCUCUUUCUCCAGCACAGAUCUCGUUGGCAGACUGCUUAGCCUGUUCUGGAUGCAUCACGUCUGCCGAGGAAGUUCUUGUGGCGCAACACUCUCACGAACAGCUACUAAAAGCCAUACAAGAAAACGAUAACAAGAAGGUGUUUGUUGCUAGUAUCAGCCACCAGCUGCGUGCUUCGUUGGCUCAUGCCUACAAGCUUCCAGUGGGGGAAAUGGAUCGACUCUUGGUGAAUUUACUCGCAAACCAGAUGGGCUUUCAGUACAUAGUGGGCACGGCCUUGGGCAGAAAGCUUUCGUUACUUCAGGAGGCACAAGGCGUUAUGUCAAGGAGACUGGCGGAUGGCAGCUCCAAAGCUCCUGUUUUACUGUCGAUCUGCCCCGGGUGGGUGCUUUAUGCCGAAAAGACCCAUCCCUAUGUGUUGCCUAUGCUCUCUACAACAAAGUCUCCCCAGCAGAUUACGGGCUGUCUUCUCAAGACACUAGUGGCGAAGGAGUUAGGCAUCUCAAGAAGCGACAUAUAUCAUCUUUCGAUAAUGCCGUGCUUCGAUAAAAAACUAGAGAGUGCUAGACCAGAGAACACACCGGUGGAAACAGCGGCGCCUGACGUUGAUUGUGUUCUUACAGCGAAGGAGCUCGUCAACCUCUUGGAAAACCUGAAGUAUGAGCUCAUGCCUACGAAUGCCGCCAAGAUUGCGUCACAGAACGCUAAUAUUUAUAAUCUAAUGGCUCCUUCUCUCUGGCCACACAAAGAACUUUCAUGGGCAAACGACUCUGGCUCGCUGUCUGGAGGCUACGCCUACAACUAUUUAAUGCUCACCAGGAACCACAUGGUUUGCACUCGGCCAGAAACAUACCUGGAAGCUGACUUCGAGGUGGUGACCAUAGAGGGCAAAAACUCUGACUUGUACGAGUUAAGACUCAUGCAUAAGCCCAGCGGGCAGAAAAUCGCUUCUGCAGCUGUGGUAAACGGUUUCAAAAACAUUCAAAACUUGGUAAGGAAACUCAAGCCAGCUCCUGGAGGAGCUUCCAAACAGGGAAAGGUCAAUCCUCUUGCAGCCAGAAGAAGAGCAAGAAUGGGCGCAAAGAAUGGGUCUCCAGCUUCAGAGGCAGCUUCAGACACUGCUGACGCCUCCAAAUGUGAUUAUGUUGAAGUCAUGGCGUGCCCGGACGGGUGCAUCAACGGGGGUGGCCAGAUCACGCGACCACAGGACAUUGCAGAGAAGGAAUGGCUUUCACAGGUCAAGGAUAUUUAUAGAGAUAUUGGUACAGUGGACAUCUCGAGCAUGGACAAUGCAGAGAUGGCGAAAAAAAUGGAGCAGUGGGCAGAAAGCUUCUGCGAAGAGAGUCAAAUACCAACAGAGCGGCUCUUUGCCACUCAUUUCAACGAGGUCGAGAAGCCUACCGAUCCAAAUGCUGUGCUUUUGGGUGCCAAAUGGUAA